UUCCUUCAUAAAAGGGGGUAGCGAGUGAAUGUGCAGAUCAGGGGCUUUGCCGACUAUUCUCAGCUCGUUCUGUAAGAUACAGCGUGCAGAAGCAUAGUCAAGAAGCAUCUCGUAUGAUCAGGAUUCAAGAGCAAGCUACGCCAUGAUCCAGGGGAUAUUCUUUGCCCGCUUUCUGCCUCAACAAGGCACUAAAGUCGUCCAUCAAAGCCCCCCAGGUUGCAUCGUCCCCGAACCCGACGUCGACCGACCCCGCCUCUUUGACUUUGACCUCCUCUCCGAGUACAUUAUCCCCCGACAAGCUUUCUGCAACCGCUACGUGACAAUCUGCGAUCCUGACUGCAAAUACCGGAUCCUCGGCCACCCCGUGUGCAUCAAAGACGAGAAAUACGAACGAAAUGAAUUCAUGUUCAACUUCUGCAUCGUUAUCAACGCUGAUGAUGACAAAAUUCCCUACGAAGCGGUGGUCCGGCGUCUUGCGAGCACGUUCACCGAGAUGGAGAUCCAGAAUCAGUUUUUGAGUUUGGAGGACUACUCUAAUUCUCAAGAUAGGAGGUCUAUUGCUGCUUUACUUGAGAUUAUCAAGGAGGAUUUGAAUAAUUACAACGAAUGCAUGAUUCCAGUUGACGAUGCAAACACAAUCAACAUGAAGCUCUUCCCCAUUCAUCCCCAUCCACCACCUGUGAAAUCGUGGCACGUGCCUAUUUCGAAGAUCAAGUUCUCCGAGAUCAUAGACGAUACCUGGGACCUGACGAUGAAGAAAGUAAUUUCUCAAAUCGACGGCAUUAAAGAUGUCCGACGAAUCGCCCACGACGCAGACGUUGCUCUCGAUUUGACAAAGAUUGCAUUGCAGCAUCUACUGUACUACGACAGUGUUAUAAUGUUAGAUCUAUUUCUCUUCGGGAAUGUUUAUGCCCCGACCCCGGAUGUGAAUGAUUUCAUCGAAGACAGGGAUGGCAUGCAAGAUGAAUGUGCGAACUACGUCUACAUCAACGGUCCUCGACUUCCAAACUUCUAUCUUUGUCGGCUGUUUACCUCACUCUGUACUUCGAGGACAGUCAAGGAAUGGCUGAAGCUGCAUAUCGACCAGGGGUUUCCGGUCUUGAAUUAUGUCGAUGUGAGGAGAUUUAUACAGUUUGGGGUGAUCAAGGGGUUGAUAUACAGAGUACAUAAGUAUACGGUGAGUGCGCAGUACCUGGCUGGGCUAGUGAAUGGUGAGAGGAAAGAGUGGAGAGAAUGGAGGACUGGAGAAGGUAUGGGACGGUUUGCAGAUGGAUGUCAUUGUUUUGAUCAGAUUUGCGUGGAGAGGAAUAUCGGGGACGCAAAGAUCAUGGAUCAGCUGUGGAAGUUUCCGAAGGGAGAUGUGGAAAUCAUAUAUCGGUGAUCCAGAGGGGAAAUCGAGUUCUGAUUUGGCACAUAUUGCGCUCCGAUCUUUUGGGUAGAUAGCAGCACAUUGGGAACAGACUCGGAGGCAUCAAACUGUAUCUAGAGCUAUAUGUCGUGCUAUGCUAUUCUCAUUACUAUAAGUACUAGGUUCAAGUCGCCUAUUUUACAAGUCAUAAC
Molecule: messenger RNA, 1560 nt
Organism: Mollisia scopiformis
Lineage: Eukaryota; Fungi; Ascomycota; Leotiomycetes; Helotiales; Mollisiaceae
Product: nitrogen permease regulator 2
Exons: 3
Coding region: 143-1381 (412 amino acids)
Biological process (GO): positive regulation of autophagy; negative regulation of TORC1 signaling
Cellular component (GO): vacuolar membrane; GATOR1 complex
Molecular function (GO): GTPase activator activity
Source: RefSeq, a predicted model, not a curated record